UUUUCUUUAGCCGAGUCCCGCUAACUCGGCCGCGGUGUUUCUGCGUCUUGGGCCAGGCUGUCCCUUGGCUAAGAGGGCGGUCGUCGCGGACCGACGCGGCUGGCAGGGCCGACUGCUGCGGCCGGCCGCCUUCACCUCCCUCCCGGCGUUUCCUCCCGGCUUAUCCCCCGUGGGGCGCCUCGGAGUGGCGGAGGCCCCCGGAGAAGCGCUGGGUUGCGGGGUCCGCCCCGGGCUCGGAUGGGAAGUGGCGGGAGGAGCGACCCGGGAUGUUCAGCCUGAUGGCCACUUGCUGCGGCUGGAUCAAGCGGUGGCGGGAGCCCGUCAGAAAGGUGACUCUUGUGAUGCUGGGACUUGAUAAUGCUGGUAAAACCGCAACAGCAAAGGGAAUCCAAGGAGAAUGCCCUGAAGAUAUAGGUCCUACUGUUGGAUUUUCAAAAAUUAACCUUAGACAAGGAAAGUUUGAAGUCACCAUCUUUGACUUGGGAGGUGGAAAAAGAAUUCGGGGAAUCUGGAAGAAUUACUUCGCUGAGUCCUUCGGGGUCAUAUUUGUUGUGGAUUCAAGUGAUGAAGAGAGAAUGGAAGAGACAAAAGAGGCUAUGUCCGAAGUGCUGAGACACCCUAGGAUAUCGGGAAAGCCUGUGUUGGUGUUGGCAAAUAAACAAGAUAAAGAAGGAGCUUUAGGAGAAGCUGAUGUUAUUGAAUGUCUGUCUCUGGAAAAAUUGGUCAAUGAGCACAAGUGCCUGUGUCAGAUAGAACCAUGUUCAGCAAUCUUGGGGUAUGGAAAGAAAAUUGACAAGUCCAUUAAAAAAGGUCUUUAUUGGCUGCUACAUGUUAUUGCAAGAGACUUCGAUGCCUUAAAUGAACGCAUCCAAAAAGAUACAACAGAACAGCGUGCUCUUGAGGAACAAGAGAAACGGGAAAGAGCUGAACGAGUACGAAAAUUACGAGAAGAAAGAAAACAAAAUGAACAAGAGCAGGCUGAGCUCGAUGGAACCAGUGGUCUGGCUGAGUUGGACGCAGAACCAACGAAUCCUUUCCAGCCAAUAGCAUCUGUAAUCAUUGAGAAUGAAAGAAAACUUGAAAAAGAGAAAAAAAGGCAAAAAAUGGAGAGAGACAGUGAUGGGUGCCAUCUGAAACAGAAAAUGGAGCCUGAGCAAAUGGAGACACAAGGCCAGGUUAAUGACAGUGGCCAAAAAAAUAAUGAAUUUGGACUGGUAGAAAAUUAUAAGGAAUCAUUAACACAGCAGUUAGAGAAUGAAGAUGAGACAGAUCAGCCAUCAUUAGAAUCAGCUAAUGGUAAAAAGAAAACUAAGAAACUAAGAAUGAAAAGGAACCACCGGGUAGAACCACUUAAUAUAGAUGACGGUGCUCCUGAGAGUCCAACACCACCCCCACCUCCUCCUCCUGAUUUCUAUGGGAAGCCGCUGCCUCCCCUGGCUGGGCCACAGAGACCUAACAGUGAUGCUCAUGAUGUGAUCUCAUAAACAAGUCAUAUUGGCAAGGUGAACUGGGACAUUCUUCUUUCUCAGAAGAAGAAACAUCUUGAAUCCUGAUAACUGGGACAAGAUAACCAUAGUGAUUUUAGUGAGAAGUUUAUUACUCAAGGACCUGACCUGAUAAUUACUUACUUGUGUUUUUUAUGGUUAAAAAAGAAAGGAAGCAAAAUGACCAGCACAUAAAAUCAGCAUUUGGACCAAAUUAGUAAGAUUUAGUAUUGACUCUGGUUUACACAUUCCCACUCAUGAGCAUACUUCUGAAGGAAAACAUUAGAAAAGAGCCAGUGGACUCUGCACUUUCUUUAUUAUUUAAUAGUCUGUAUUUCUAGAUAUUAAGUGUUUUUUUAAAAGAUACAUGCACAUAGAAGGGGAACUUCUAGGAAUUUAUACCCCAAAUUUUAAAACUAUUUUUAUAUUUUUUAAACUUUAAAAAUUUUAAUUAGUAUGAUGUUGAUUAUAUACCUUUUUAAUAGAUGAUUUGUUUAAAUUGUGUCUGAAAAACAGUGUUGAUUUACUUUCAGACAUGAACUAUACAAACAAGAUAUAUUUAUUAUGUGGCUAGAGGUAUGUUUUGUAAUCCUUUAAGUGUACAUCCUAAUUUGACCUAAUUUAAAAAUAAUAUAUUUUUGAAAUAGCAGAUUCUCAGAUCUUUAUUCUACCAAUUAUAUGAUUUGAAAACAGUACUCAGUGACAGAGACUGGAAAUACCUUUUGUACCUAAAUGUUUUUGAAAUUAAUCAAAAUACAUUCUGUGACAUAUUAUUAAAA
This is a messenger RNA of Saimiri boliviensis boliviensis (Bolivian squirrel monkey), 2263 nucleotides long. It is a transcript of the gene ARL13B, whose product is annotated as ARF like GTPase 13B. The record is from RefSeq and is a predicted model, not a curated record. Gene Ontology annotation, cellular component: non-motile cilium; ciliary membrane; motile cilium. Gene Ontology annotation, biological process: non-motile cilium assembly; receptor localization to non-motile cilium. NCBI's taxonomy places the organism in Eukaryota, Metazoa, Chordata, Mammalia, Primates, Cebidae. Gene Ontology annotation, molecular function: GTP binding; GTPase activity.